Molecule: messenger RNA, 918 nt
Organism: Chrysemys picta bellii (western painted turtle)
Lineage: Eukaryota; Metazoa; Chordata; Testudines; Emydidae
Source: RefSeq, a predicted model, not a curated record
AUGGAAGAGCAGAACCUCACCGCCCCAGUGACAGAAUUUGUUCUCUUGGGCCUCACCCAGAAUCCUGAGUUGCAGCGCUUCCUUUUUGUGGUUUUCCUCAUAGUUUACGUGAACACCUGGCUGGGAAUUUUCAUCAUCAUCACCGUGAUCAUCAACCACCGACUCCAUACUCCCAUGUACUUCCUGAACUUGGUUUUCCUGGAUGUAGGGGCGCACGACACUCCACCAGUUGUCCGACACAUCUCGGGCAUUAUGAAACACGACCAGUUACCUGCGGUAUCUGCUGCACCAGAAGAGACCAGUGGUCUGGAUACUUCAGCCACCUAUCGGGCCUGUAUUAGAAAUGCAUCCUUGGAGCACCAUUUCACACUGGCUGCCAUCGAGGCUCAGGAGAUGGACCUCCUGGAGCCCAUGAGAGGGGAGAACGGCACCUUGGUGACCAAAUUCAUCCUCCUAGGUCUCUCCAGCAACCUGCAGGAACAGCUCAUCCUCUUUGGGGUCUUCACAGCCAUCUACCUGGUGGCCCCGAUGAACAACGUGCUCAUCUUACCGCUGCUCAGUCUGGACUCCAGGCUCCACUCACUCAUGUAUUUCCUGCUGGGCAACCUUUCAGUGGUGGACAUUGGCUACAUCAGCUCCACCAUGCUCAAGAUGUUGGCCAAUUAUCUGUUGCAAGACAAGUUCAUCUCAUGGGCUUUCUGCCUCACUCAGAUCUUCUUCAUCUCCUUCGGGGGGAUUAAGUGCCUGCUGCUGGGGGUCAUGGCCUAUGACCGCUACGUUGUCAUCUGUCAUCCUCUGCACUACGGCACGUUCAUGCUGGGGCCACGCCAGUGCCAGCAGGGUUUCAUGGUGUUGUCGGUGCACGCCCCACAUGUGCCUAUUCUCAACUUCACACCUCAAGGGGUCGUGAUUCCCUAG